Molecule: messenger RNA, 1240 nt
Organism: Bacillus rossius redtenbacheri
Lineage: Eukaryota; Metazoa; Arthropoda; Insecta; Phasmatodea; Bacillidae
Product: cysteine-rich protein 1-like
Exons: 2
Coding region: 84-395 (103 amino acids)
Source: RefSeq, a predicted model, not a curated record
GGAGGGACAGCCGCAGAGCCGGCAGUCGUCAGCUCGCAGCCGCCAGAGGAGGAGACACCCCCGAGCCCCGACCAGCCGCCGACAUGCCCAACUGCCCCAAGUGCGAGAAGCCGGUGUACUUCGCCGAGCGGAAGACGUCCCUCGGCAAGGACUGGCACUCGGCCUGCCUGCGCUGCGAGAAGUGCAACAAGACGCUGACGCCCGGCGGACACGCGGAGCACGAGGGCAAGCCCUACUGCAACCAGCCCUGCUACGCCGCGCUCUUCGGCCCAGGCGGUGCGUGUCCGCGACUGUCGGCCGUCUGCCUGCCUCCAGUUUACCCGCCUUGCCAGUCUCGUCCUCUACUACCACCUGCCUCCACUAUCGUCUGCUUCAUCACCUACCACCUGCCGUAACUAUCAUCUGCUUUAUCCCCUACCACCUAGCCAGUCUCAUUCUUUACUACCACCUGCCUGAACUACCGUCUGAUUUAUCUCCUAUACCGCCUGGCAAGUCGCAUCCUCUACUACCACCUGCCUCCACUAUCGUCUGCUUCAUCUCCUACCACCUGCCGUAACUACCAUCUGCUUUAUCCCCUACCACCUAGCCAGUCUCAUUCUUUAUUACCACCUGCCUCAACUACCGUCUGAUUGAUCUCCUACCGCCUGGCAAGUCUCAUCCUCUACUACCACCUGCCUCCACUAUCGUCUGCUUCAUCUCCUACCACCUGCCGUAACUACCAUCUGCUUUAUCCCCUACCACCUAGCCAGUCUCAUUCUUUACUACCACCUCGUCUGUUUUAUUCCAUACCGCCUUGCCAGUCUCAUCCUCUACUACCACCUGCCUCCACUAUCGUCUGAUUUAUCUCCUAUACCGCCUGGCAAGUCGCAUCCUCUACUACCACUUGCCUCCACUAUCGUCUGUUUUAUACCAUACCGCCUGGACAGUCUCAUCCCCUACUACCAUACCUGCCUCCACUAACGUCUGCUUGAACCACUACCACCUGACUAGUCGCAUCCUUUAGUACCGCCUGCCUUCAAUACCAUCUGCUUUAACCCCUACCGCCUAGGCCAAUCGCAUCCUCUUGAGGGUAAAAAAAAAAUCUCGCUACUGUUCCACACAGUUAGCUAUGAGCAUGGUAAUGUAAAAGCACAUGAAUAAUCAAAAAUAAUUUAAUUACAUAUAAAAUAUGACAAAGUUAAAUAAAAAUUUUAUUAAGACAAAAAUUUAUCACCCGCGUGAUUUCUCUAUCAAAAAGAAA